CUAAAAAAUGUUAUUUAAGCUCUGCUUCGCGAGAGGAGCCGCCGAUCUCCCGUUUCAGAAGCCUGAAGCUGCCGGAGGAACCAUCUUACCCGGAACCGAACAAGAAGGCUGUCUGAGAAAUCACCAAGGACGGAGAAGAAGGCUACUCCUCUUUGCCGGCCGGUCGUCUUCGCCGGAGAAGCCCCAAACGACGGAGAAGAAGAACUUCUGAGAAACUCUAGGAUUAGUCCGCUGAGGAGUGGUUUGAACAAGAGGGAGAGCAAGGAUGCCACAAGUGAGGAUUGUCCCGAAGAACUUCAUGGACAUGGUGGCAGGGCUUCCUGCCAUGAAGCUCGACAAGCUCUACGAGAGCACCUUUAUUUGUGAGGCUGUGCUCAGAUCUUUGCCACCGUUGGCUAAGAAGUAUGCUUUGCAAAUGCUAUUUAUUGAAUCCCCAGUAACAGCUAAGUCAUUUGAAGAGUGGGUUCUGCCAGAUGGAUUCUCUAAGCAUAGAGUUGCAAUCGAGCGGUUAUUGCAGCUGAGAGUUUUUCUUGAAAUUAAUGACAGGAAGAAGGACACUAGUUACAGAAUGAAUCCUAUUUUUCAGAGCAGCUUGAAAAAGUACUUGGUACAAGGCGGUACUUUGUCUAGGGAGCCAAUGUCCUUGGGCGUAGCAGUGAGAUUGCCAACUUUGGAGGAAUUGGAAUCCUACGCAAACAAGCAAUGGGAGUGUUUCUUGUUACAACUCAUAAAUUCAGCUCAAGCAGAAAGGUUGACGAGUUUCAGUUCAUCUAUGAUCAGAGCCUUUCAGCGUGGCCUCUUGAGUUCCAGAGAAAAUGAUGCUUCAAGGUUAACGGAGCAUGGUUUCCAAUUCCUGCUGAUGGAUACAAAUGCUCAACUUUGGUAUAUAAUAAGAGAAUACAUUACAACUUCUGAGGAACGUGGAGUAGAUCCCACUGAUCUGAUUUCUGAUCUAAUUUCUUUUCUUCUUGAGCUAAGUUUUCAUUCAUUGGGAGAGGCUUACAAUAUGAACAGUCUGACUGAAGUGCAAAGCAGAACUGUGAAGGAACUCGCAGACCUGGGAGUAGUGAAACUCCAGCAGGGAAGGAAGGAAAGUUGGUUUAUUCCGACCAAAUUGGCUACCAAUCUCUCCAUUAGCUUGUCAGAUUCAUCGUCACGCAAGGAGGGAUUUAUGGUUGUGGAAACAAACUUCAGGUUGUAUGCUUACUCAACUUCCAAAUUACACAGUGAGAUUCUGCGCUUAUUUUCAAGGAUUGAAUACCAGCUGCCAAACCUUAUUGUUGGUGCAAUAACAAAGGAAAGCCUCUAUACAGCUUUUGAAAAUGGAAUCACUGCUGACCAGAUAAUUUCUUUCCUUCAGCAGAAUGCGCAUCCUCGAAUCGCUGAAAGAGUACCAACAGUGCCAGAGAAUGUCACUGAUCAGAUUAGGUUAUGGGAAACAGAUCGAAACCGGGUCGAGAUGAUUCCUUCACAUCUUUAUGAAGAUUUCCCAUCAAAGGAGUUAUUUGAAGGUGCUGCUGAUUUCGCACGGGAGUUCGGCGGAUUUUUGUGGGAAGACUCGAAGAAGAUGCGGUUGAUUGUUCGCGGCGAACUACACCAACAAAUGAGAGAUUUUCUCCGUCGCUCCAAGUAGAUGACUGGUGAUAUUCUUUUUUUGAGAAAAAUGUCAGAAUAGUCCAUCGACUCUCUUAACAUUUAGAAAAAAUAAUGAUUAAAUUGAUAUUUUUAUAGAGUUUGAGACUAAAAUAGCCCCAUGUAAAUAAUUAUAGGACGGACUAAUGUCGACACUAGUUGAUAUUUUAUUUUUGUCUCUGAAAUGAACACUGAAGCUAGAGAUGGCUUUGCCUCCUGCAUCAGCAGAGUUUCAGAAGAAUUCCAAGGAGUUACAGUUGCGGAUUUAAGGAAUUAUUCAAGGUUUAUGAGCUUCAGAACUUGGUGAUUAGGUGCUGGGUAGAUGUUACAGUUGUGAAUCUAUGUAGUUUUUGAAUGCAGUGCUUUUUAGAUUCUUUUCAUUUUUAGUAAUGUAUUAAAAAUGUGCUUUUAUAAGCAUAAUGAUUGGAUUAAACUAAAAUGAAUGUAUUGCUUUGGAAGAUAAUUGUGUUGGGUUGGAGUUUCAAAAG
Molecule: messenger RNA, 2120 nt
Organism: Phalaenopsis equestris
Lineage: Eukaryota; Viridiplantae; Streptophyta; Magnoliopsida; Asparagales; Orchidaceae
Product: RNA polymerase II transcription factor B subunit 2-like
Biological process (GO): nucleotide-excision repair
Cellular component (GO): transcription factor TFIIH core complex; transcription factor TFIIH holo complex
Molecular function (GO): ATPase activator activity; double-stranded DNA binding
Source: RefSeq, a predicted model, not a curated record